AUGGAAGCUCGACGCAUAUCUCAUGCUCGUAUCACCUACCAUAAUAUUAUAGCAGCAGAAGUACCAACGCUGAAAUUCCUGAAGAGCCAUCGCGGCGGCAUCGGCGCCCACCACCGUCGCAACGCCGCCUCCGCCGGCCUAUGGCCGUCCGUCUUCAAUCUGGCCACGAAGGCCGUCAUCUUUGCCAACGCUACCUGCGGUCAAGAUGGCCGAGAAGAGUUCUGCAGGAUGGCCGAAGGUGGCAAAGGACGAUGCGGCGUCUGUGACGAAGCUAGUCCCGACGAAGGCAAAAGACACCCCAUCGAGUUCGCCAUCGACGACACGAACAGGUGGUGGCAGAGUCCGGCCCUGUACUAUGGCCCGGAAUACGAGUUCGUCACCAUAACGAUCGAUUUGAAGCAGGUGUACCAAAUAGCUUACGUCAUCGUAAAAAUGGCCAAUUCUCCCAGGCCAGGAACGUGGAUUCUGGAACGCUCGGUAGAUGGAAAGAACUUCAGCCCCUGGCAGUUCUUUGCUAGAAGCGACAAGGAAUGUUUCGAAAAGUUCGGGAUUGAAGCAACCAAAGGAAAACCCCAGUAUUUUACAGAUACUGAAGUUAUAUGUACUUCAUAUUAUUCUCGAAUGACACCUUUGGAAAAUGGAGAGAUUCACACCUCCCUCAUCCACGGCCGGCCCGGAGCCAACGAAACCAGCCCGGAGCUCCUGGAGUUUACCAAAGCCCGCUACGUCCGCCUCAGCCUGAUGGGCUUGAGAGGUACACAGGAGCCGCUUCCCCGCUGGCUUUUGCAGGAUGUCUGGAAGGACAAGAAACUCUUCUACGCGAUCAGAGAUAUCAGUGUCGGCGGUCAGUGUGUCUGCAACGGACACGCCGAAAAUUGCAGGCAUAAUGUCGCUUCAGGGGACCAUACGACCGGCAUAAACUGCGACAAGUGUGAACCGGGCUUCUUCCGUCCCGAGGGCACCCUUCCGGAUGCGGCGCAGCCCUGCAUCAGGUGCAACUGUGGCCCUGCGGACUCCUGCAUCCAGUACGGCCCUGAAGCGGGAACGUGCCGCUGUCGACUCGGUUUCAUCGGCGACAGAUGCGAUUCGUGUGCGCCCGGCUUUAGAGGGUAUCCGGAUUGCGAGCCUUGUCCUUGUGACGCGAGGGGGGUGGCAGGCCUGGAAGAUUGCGAGGGAGAGUGCCUAUGCAAGACAAACGUGGAGGGAAAAUACUGCGAUAGAUGUAAGCCAGGUCAUUUUGGACUGCGGAACGAUGUGCCAGAAGGUUGCUUGUCCUGUUUCUGUUCUGGAGUCACGACGUUAUGUGAACCAGCUGCAUUCAUUCCACGAAAGAUCCAAUCCCUGAAAGAGUGGCAGAUUACAGACCUGAAAGUAUCCAAAGUAGUCAAACCGAACUGGAACGGCCAAAGCGUAUUUUCUCUGGGAAACUACGACUUUCCAGGUAUAACGUCCCUCUACUGGUUCGCACCUCAAGAUUAUUUGGGCAACAAACUCGAGGCUUACAACUCCAACUUCUUGAUCAAAGUUCAGUGGGUGGUGAUGAGGGGGGAUACCAGCGGGGUACCGACGAGGGGACCGAAUAUAGUGAUUGGGGGCACUAACGGACUAAAAAUUGCACACGGAGACGACAGCCACACCUCCUCCAAUACAGAUUUCCAUAUCAAAUUGAGCGAACCGGAUUGGUUUCACAUACCUGAGGAUAUUAAAGAUAUCACUGAAAUCGAUCCCAGUGUCUAUCACGGUGGAAAAGUCAGUAGAAGCGAGUUUCUCAGCGUGUUAGCCGACGUCAAGUAUAUUCUGCUCCGCUCGACGUUCCACACCGAUCAAAUCGAAGCACUGCUAGAGGAAGCGACACUAAAUCUGGGUGAAGAGGAGGAUAUUUACAGCAGUGUGGAAAAAUGUUCUUGUCCUUCAGGAUACACCGGUCUUUCCUGCGAAUCCUGCUCCUUCGGCUACGUUAGAAUCUACACCAACACAUCCCUCACCUCCACAACGCUUCCCACCGAUGCCUUCUGCGCCAAAUGCGACUGCAACGGCCAUUCUCCCACCUGUAACGCCACCACUGGGGAGUGCUUUUGCGAGCACAAUACCCUAGGAAGGAAAUGCGAGCGUUGCUCCCCUGGAUUCUACGGCAACCCCACCAGGGGAACCCCCGAAGACUGUAAGAAAUGCGCUUGUCCGUUGUUGAACGAUGAGAACAAUUUCAGCCCUAGUUGUCAACUGGAUUAUUUCACCGAGGAGUUGGACGCCGAAGGGACCUACGUAUGUACGCAGUGUCCUAAGGGGUAUACUGGGGAUCAUUGCGAAAUAUGUGACGAUGGUUUCUAUGGAAAUCCUAUGGAAAUCGGCAAUAACUGCCAACUCUGUGACUGCAAUGGUGGACCAUGUGAUAGAACAACGGGCCAGUGUUUGAGUUGCAAAGGAAAUACUGAGGGUUGGAAAUGUGAGAAAUGUAAACCCGAACACUACGGAGAGCCUUCCCUCUCUAACUGUAAGGCUUGUGAAUGCGACCCUAUUGGUUCAAUCACGAAACAGUGUGAUAAUAAUACUGGACAGUGUCACUGCAAAGACAAAUUCACGGGAAGAACCUGCGACAAAUGUGAGAUUGGUUAUGGAAACGUCACUGCCUUGUGUACACCGUGCAGCUGUAAUUCAAUGGGAUCCAAAUCGGAAGUAUGUGAUACCCACACUGGAACUUGCGAUUGUCAACCAGGAGUCGAGGGUUUCCAUUGCGAUGCAUGUCAAAAUUUGUACUACGGCUUCUCAGAAGCAGGUUGCCAACCAUGCACGUGUGAUCCUGAUGGCUCAAAAUUUCCCAUGUGCGAUGUCAAAACUGGCGAAUGUGUAUGCAGUCCUCACUACACUGGGAAAAGUUGUGCUGUCUGUGAGAACGGAUACUGGAAGCAAUCCAAAACAUGUGUCGAAUGUAAGUGUAACGAACACGGUUCCUUGGGGGAUACCUACUGUGAUAAAGAAACUGGACAGUGCCAGUGUAAAACAGGAGUAAUGGGAAAUUUGUGUGAUCUCUGCCUACCAGGCCAUUAUGGAAACGUGAAGAUUGGCUGUAAAAAAUGUGAUCCUUGUGACAAAAAAGGCCACAUAUGCGAUCCAACGAAUGGAAAAUGUGUCUGUCCACCUCUGACUACUGGAAGUCUAUGUGAACGUUGUUCACCAAAUGCUUGGGGUUACGAACCGGCCAUUGGAUGUAAGGCUUGUGCAUGUUCAGCAACCGGUAGUUCUGAUCUUCAAUGUGACUUAACAAAAGGAACGUGCUCUUGCCAAGAUGGCUUCGAAGGUGAAAAAUGCGACAGAUGUAGCUACGGCUACUACGGCUAUCCAAACUGCAGAAAGUGCGGAUGUGACCCUACAGGAACUGAAGAAGGACAGUGCCAAAAUGGCCUUUGCAGGUGCGCUGAUGACGGGACUUGCUUGUGUAAGCAAAACGUCCAAGGAAAGAACUGCAACACCUGCAAAGAAAACAAGUACGGCCUGAGGAAAGGUAAUCCACAAGGAUGCACUGAAUGUUUUUGUUUCGGCAGAAGCAAUCAAUGCGAGGACGCUCUUUAUCAUUGGAGCAAAACCACCAGGCUGGAGAGGAAUAUAGAAGAGAGCAACCAAGUUGCCGAAGACGAGCUGAUGUUGCCAACGACCUUCAUGGGAGAUAUUACCUCAUCUUAUGGAGGUUAUCUGGUUGUAGAGGUACCAGGUGGCUAUUUUGAUGUCUUCUUGGAAGGAAACUCUGUAGAACUACAUUCUGAAAGCAACAACAAUGAACUCCAACUGGUCGAGUCGGAAAAUUGGCGGGUGGUUUCAAGAAAUACAGACUUUCCCAGUAGCUGCGUUCAUCGCCUUACCAGAGCUUGCUUCAUGGUGGUUCUGCAGAAAGUAACGGCUUUCGUGGUCAAGUCCAACAACAGGAUCAAAGAAGUUCUGUUGGACAAGGCUAAGAAUGAAGAGUCCACCUAUCCUAUUACUCACUCAAUAGAAAAAUGUCAGUGUCCUGAGGAGUACACAGGACUUUCUUGCCAGGAUCCCAACGAAGGCUUCUACAGGUAUUACCCAAGAGACCAGCAGAGCUCCUGGGUUGACGUUGUGGUGGGAAUUGCGAAAGAGUGCGACUGUGAAGGGCACUCAAGUGAGUGUGACGCUGAGACUGGGUUUUGUGAGAACUGCGAUGAACAUACUAGUGGCAACCAUUGUGAGACAUGUAUUGAAGGCUUCUACAUGGAUAAAUAUAGAAACUGUGCUCCAUGUUUAUGUCCUUCUGCUGACCAAAACAAUGCUAAGAGUUGUUUCCCCAAAGGAGACCAUUUCAAAUGUGAAUGUAAAGAAGGUUACACAGGAAACUUCUGCGAGGAAUGUGACGAGAGAUUCUACAGGAAACCAAACUCUACAUCUUGUGAGCCAUGUAACUGCAACCGCUUCGGAAUUGUGCCAGGCGAUCCAGGAAACUGCAACCAAUUUGGAAGAUGUACCUGUGGUCAGGGAUUCACAGGUGCAAAAUGCGACCAGUGCAUCGAGAAACGAAAAUACAUUAAAAACGGAAUUUGUGAAACUUGUGAUGAAUGCACAAUGAAGCUCUUUGACGUAAUAGACCUGCUGAAACACGACAUUGAAGGCCUAUUUGAGAUAUUCAAAAACGGUAUCGGUCCUCCCUGGAAAAAACUAACGGAAAACGUUGAGAAGUUGAAGAAAUUUUCAGCAAGGUACUAUCAGAAAAAAGAAAAACUUGAUUUACUCACAGAAAAUGCUGAUAAAGAAGACAACGAAGCUAAGGUAACGAAAAUUAAGGAAAAACUGAGCAAGAACAGUAUCCUUGCUGAAGAAAAUCUUGGCAAAACUGACAAAAUCUACGAGAAAUCUGGUAGAUUACUUGAAGAGUCUAUGGAACUCAGUGGAAAACUCAUAACCCUCAUUCAGAGCCUUGAGAGCUUUGGUACAAAACAUGUAAAUUUGAAGGAGGCCUUGAAAAGGGCUCGUUAUACACUCAAAGAAAUUGAGGGAGUUUCAAAACAGUUCACGACCUACCAAGAUGAAGCUCUUUCGUUUUGCGCCAAGGUCAGCAAAACAGUUGACAAUUUAUAUAAACUACCUCCAGAAUUACCAGAAAAGCAGCUGGUGGACUUGAAAGGAAGGAUACAAGAUCUCAUUGAUAUUGGUACCCACGUGGAGAACAUCUCCAAGAUAGCAGAUAUAAAAAAUCUGGAGAACUCGAAGGGAUUGGAGAAGGUGAAAGAAAAAGUAGAGAUUCUGAAGAGUAAAAACAAAAAUAUAGAGAUUGCUUUGGGAAAUAUCAUGAAGAAUAAUGUUGCGAUUGGAGAAGCAAAGGACAAUCUCCACAUAGUCUAUGGAGAGUUGGGAAAAAUCCAAGAUUUCGUCGAGUUCAAGGAAAUUGAAGACAGGGUGAAGAAGCAGAUGAAAGAUAUUCCAGAAAUUGGUUUGCUCCACUCCAGGGCCAUAGAACAUGUUCAGAGGUUGGAUGAGAAAAUCAAUAAAUAUAACAGCUUAUUCAACUUCACCAAAGAUGAAUGGAAAAAAAUCAAUGCUAGUGGAGCAUAUGAAGCCAUUGUCAGUGGCGUCCAGGAAGCUGAAGCAUCAGUGAAAGUCUCAAGAGAUAUUCUGAGUGAUGCCAUUGGUCUCAUCGAACCUGAAAAAAUGGACAGUUUAGGUGUUAGAACGAAUUUGGCUCACGCUUAUUCCGAUAGGCUCAAACAGAGGAUAAACAACCUGAAAAACAUAUCAAAAAACUUUGGAGAGAUCCAGAACAAACUGGUCAAACUGAAGUAUGGUAUACUGGAAAACGGCAAGUCAAACAACGAUCUGACUCAAAUCCUCCACAAAAUCAACAAUGAAAUCACGUCCCAGUCAGAAAGAGUGGCAAGUCUUGAGGAAGCCAUGAAAAAUGCCACCGUAGUCUCUGAAGACAUGCGAAACAUUGAGAAACAGCUUGACGACAUGAGUUUUGACAAACAGUUCGUUCUGACCAAGAAGUAUCAGAAAUAUUCUGAAUUGACAGCACCAGAAGGUAAAGGGUUCUCUCAAGCUUGA
This is a messenger RNA of Leptinotarsa decemlineata (Colorado potato beetle), 6048 nucleotides long. It is a transcript of the gene wb, whose product is annotated as wing blister. Gene Ontology annotation, biological process: animal organ morphogenesis; axon guidance; tissue development. The record is from RefSeq and is a predicted model, not a curated record. NCBI's taxonomy places the organism in Eukaryota, Metazoa, Arthropoda, Insecta, Coleoptera, Chrysomelidae. Gene Ontology annotation, cellular component: basement membrane. Gene Ontology annotation, molecular function: extracellular matrix structural constituent.